CGAGUUGUGUUUCAGCAGAGGGAGGAGAAAGGACUACAUGGAGGAGAAAGGACUACAUGGAGGACUACAGCGCUCUCAUUCUGCACACACACACACACACACACACACACACACACACACACACACACGCACACACACACACACACACGCACAAUGACCCGGGGAGAGUCUUGCGCGUCUUUUAGGGAAACCAUGAAGUUCCCUUAGUGCGCUUUUUUUAUUUUUCAUUUGUUCUGCUUUAUCGGCGAACAGGAAAAAGGGGAUCUGAAGUGGAGACGCUCCUCUGAGUUUAGUCUCCCCCUCCUCCUCCUCCUCCUCCUCUUCCUCCUCUUCCUCCUCCAGUAGACUCUGGAGCCAGUUUCUCCCUGAAAAGGACGGAAUCAGCAGAGAAAGGAGCGCAGAGGGACUUUGUGCAGGAUGCAGGGGGUUUCAGCUACUGACCUCCCUGCCUCCUCUCUGCAGUACCAGUGCGGAUCGGUGGACUACCUGUGUUCUCCACGGCUGGUGAAGAAAGGUCCGACCACCAGACCAUGUCACGACAGGCCCGCCAUCAAACCCCGGCCCCAGCCCUCCACCUCGCCCAGACCGCCAACCGCACAGAAACCUCAAGUGCCCCCUAAACCUUCGCACCUGCUCGCCCUCGGGCAAGACAAGAAACCCAAGAGGAUCCCUCCGCCGCCAUCCAGACCCCUACCGGCUCCCCCUCCUCCGCCUAAACCAAAGCCCAGUCUCCCCCCUCCUGGCUUGGGAGCGCAACCACAGAAGGAGGCCCAGAAGGUGGGGCUGCUCAUCGAGAGGUUCGAGAAUUCAAGGGUUCCCAUCCUGGGGGUGCUCCCACGGUCCCAGCUGCACUUGUGUCUGAGAAUGGACACCGCGUCUGACAUCACCUCCUCCUGCGGCCAGGACCCCACGGCGAAGGUCGCAGGAGACCCCUCUCAACUUGCACUUGGCGCCUCCGAACGGACUCACGAAGCGUCCGAACUCUCCCGCCUGGCCUCCGUGCACAUCGACGGCUCGGACGACGCCCCGCUGGACGACUGUGACAUCGCAGCACACGGAGUCGGUUGCCUUGACGACGUGGAGCGGGAUGAGGGCUCCUCCCACGAGCUCCUGGACAAUCCGGACUCCUCUGAGCAGAACGGGAAGAUCCCCAACCGGGACAGUGGCAUCGACAGCCCGUCGUGCGCCGCCGAGGGGGAGGCGUUCCCCAACGAGGACGCCAUCGACGAGGAGGACCACUACGACAGCGUCACGGAGACGGAGAGCGUGUCCUGCUGCGUUACCCUGGGCAACAAGAGGGACUCGACGCAGGAUGAGGACAGCGACUUGGAUGAGGGGAGCAGCGGAGAAAUCCACUCUCUGACGGACACGCAGACCGGGUAUCUGACCGACGCACACUCAGAGGCGCACAAAUGCUCAGAGACUCAGAAUCUCCUGAACAUCGCCAAAGAGCUUCUCCACACUGAAGAGGCCUACGUCAAACGACUCAACCUCCUCGACCAGGUAUUUUGCACUAAGCUCACAGAGACUGGAAUCCCUCAGGACGUGAUUACAGGAAUCUUCUCCAACAUCUCCUCCAUCUACUGCUUCCACGACAAGUUCCUGCUGCCUGAGCUCAAGACACGCAUCACUGGAGAAUGGGACUCCAACCCUCGUAUUGGAGACAUCCUCCAGAAACUGGCUCCCUUCAUGAAGAUGUACGGAGAAUAUGUGAAGAACUUUGACCGAGCCAUGGACUUGGUCAACACCUGGACACAGCGGUCCUCACAGUUCAAGAGCGUGGUCCAGAAUAUUCAGAAACAGGAUGUGUGUGGGAACCUGACGUUGCAGCACCACAUGCUGGAGCCGGUUCAAAGGAUUCCUCGCUACGAGCUGUUGCUCAGAGAUUACCUGAAGAAGCUGCCUGAUGACGCUCUGGACCGGAAAGACGCCGAGAAGGCACUGGAGCUAAUCUCUACUGCGGCUAACCAUUCCAAUGCAGCAAUCAGGAAAAUGGAGAAGAUGCACAAGCUGCUGGAGGUUUACGAGAGGCUCGGAGGAGAGGAGGACAUAGUUAACCCGGCCAAUGAGCUCAUAAAAGAAGGUCAUAUCAAGAAGAUGUCAGCCAAAAAUGGAACAGCACAAGACCGAUACCUCUACUUGUUCAACAAUAUGGUGCUAUACUGCGUGCCUAAACUCCGACUGAUGGGACAGAAGUUCAGCGUAAGAGAGAGGAUCGACAUCGCUGGAAUGGAGGUGCAGGAGAAUGUGAAGCAGAACCUUCCUCACACGUUUGCCAUCAUCGGCAAGCAGCGUUCACUGGAGCUGCAAGCAAGGACAGCUGAGGAGAAAGAAGAUUGGAUUCAGGUGAUCCUGGCCACAAUCGAGCGGCACAAGCAAAACAGCGAAACGUUCAAUAAAGCGUUCAACAGCUCUUUCUCCCGGGAGGAUGACCACCCCCCUGAGUCACCGGGUCCCUGGUGCAACACAUCCAUCGACUCAGACGGGGAAAGACUGCAUGAAAGGAAGAGUUCCAGGAAAAAGGAGAAAGAGAAGCAGACAUGUAAAGGCUGCAACGAGAGCUUCAACUUCACCAAGCGCAAACACCACUGCAAGUCCUGUGGAGCGGCCAUCUGUGCGAAGUGUUCAAAGACCUUGGACAACAAAACGAGCCGUGUGUGCCCGGAGUGUUUCGAAGCCAGCCUCAGCCUGGAGACUCUCUGCGUCAGUGAACAGAAGAGGAAAGCUGCGCCUGAGAGACAGACAUCUCUAACGGGGGAGAACUGCCUGCUAUGUGGCCACCUUCAGGUGCAGGAGAAAGGGAAGAGCUGGUCUAAGAUGUGGGUGGCUGUCACCAAGGCUGAGCCACUGGUGCUGUACUUGCAGAGCAGUGGACAGGACUCCAAGGGUGCGAGGGUGGUGCCUCUCCCAGGGUUCGAAGUGAGUGCCGUGCCGCCGCCGUCGGGAGGCGAGAAGCCGGAGAUCAAACACGCUUUCCGCCUCAGUCACACCCAGCAGACUUUGCUCCUAAGUGCCCAAGAUGCAGAACUUCAGGCCAAGUGGGUGGACGUCCUCUCCAAGGCGGCCCGCGGUGAAGCGCCCACGGACGCCUCGACGAGCGUGACUGAAAACAGGAAGAGCCAGUAGUGGCCCUGUUGGAGCCACAGGACUCGCACCCCCAACCCCCUCCCCCACCUCCCUGCUCCUCCCGUGUUUAUAGAGCACACAAUUACUUGAAAUCACUUUACCUUGGCACUUUUUUAUUUUGUUUUUAUUUUUUUUUCUUCCUCCUCUUUAUGCCACUUCAAUCUUCUCCUCAUGAACACACAGCUCCAUCUUCUCUCCCUUUAUCUCCCUGUCUCUCUUGAACACACAGAAGAAGAAAUAAAACAGAAGGACUAUGCUAUCAAGCCACCAAUGCCACUGUAUGUAUGUGUGGUUGGGAUAUUUUAGUGUUUUUCAAACGCCGGAGAGGACUAAAUGUUUUAUUUGUAAUAUAGCUGAAGAAGGUUCCUGUUUGGGUUUUUUUUUCAAAAAGAUGAAGUUUCUUGUACAUUAUGCGACUGUGUUGUGAAGCAUUACAUUUUAUGUGUUUGUCUUUCCAUUUGCGGGAAAGUAUGUGUGUGUGUGUGUGUGUGUGUGUGUGUGUGUGUGUGUGUGUUUGAUUGAGUGCGAGUCCCCACUCCCGUGUUUAUUAAGUAUUGAAUGUUAGUGUAAGAAACCCUACGCCACCCCUCCGUUCUCUUCACUCCUGCUGGGGACACAGUGGCAGUUCAGUGGGUAUUGUACAGUAUGUAUACUAUAGUGCAAUGUAAGGAAAAAAAAAGAUGUUUUAACUUAAAGAAGACACAGAGAUGUGUAUAGCUUGUGGCUGGCCACUUGAUGCUCCCACUGUCAGCUCCCAUCUUACAGACCCUCUCCUCAUACUUCUCUCAUCUAUGAAAGGUAAUAAAUCCCUCCCAACUUUGGACUCUUGAGAUCUCUAAUCUGAUCCCCCUCCCCCCCACAUUUCCACUCCGCCAUGAUUGCGACUCAUCCAGAUGAGAGUACGCAGCCAGAAUGGGAUCAAGUGGCCUCAAUUCUGACCCUGAGCUGCAGGUUCAGUCCCUCGAUAUCUCCACUUGUACACAUGCUUAAUAAAUCAUUUUCAUAUACUUCUCUCUCUUUCUUAGGAUAGCAACCGUCUGCCUGCUUCUCUCCCCUUUUGGUGAUGUGAUGGAAACCAAGUACUGUACUGUAAAACUGUUAACUCUGUACCCUGCUCCUGUCAGCCACCAGCCUUCAAGCAAAAGUAGCAAAAAAAAAUAGAAUUGGUCAUUGGAUCUCUUUGUGCAUGUAAAAAAAAAAACUCACUCAUAUUUAUGUACCGUGCUCUGAAAAUCUUUGCCCCUUUCCCCUCUCUUUUUAUGCCCCAGAAUUCAUUCUUGUCGUACUGUAAGUGAGCAGCAGUGAGUGUUUUUAAACAUGGUUUGUGCACAGUGGAAAAGCAGUCAAGCAUAUCAUCAAUAAACAGACGUUGUGAUUCGUUCAGUACGCGCUGUCC
This is a messenger RNA of Anoplopoma fimbria (sablefish), 4522 nucleotides long. RefSeq names its product faciogenital dysplasia (gene fgd). Gene Ontology annotation, cellular component: cytoplasm. The record is from RefSeq and is a predicted model, not a curated record. Gene Ontology annotation, biological process: filopodium assembly; cytoskeleton organization. The transcript is spliced from 19 exons. Gene Ontology annotation, molecular function: guanyl-nucleotide exchange factor activity; metal ion binding. Bases 418 to 3126 code for a protein of 902 amino acids. NCBI's taxonomy places the organism in Eukaryota, Metazoa, Chordata, Actinopteri, Perciformes, Anoplopomatidae.